Molecule: messenger RNA, 657 nt
Organism: Brenthis ino (lesser marbled fritillary)
Lineage: Eukaryota; Metazoa; Arthropoda; Insecta; Lepidoptera; Nymphalidae
Source: the annotation of a GenBank genome assembly
AUGCGUAAAAGGAAAUCCCUGAAAAAAGCUGACGAAGAAUCGGACGCUUCGGAGCCUGGGGCUGAACCAGAAGAAUUUCAAGACUCUGGAGAAGAUUGGACGCCGGAUGCCGAUUCAAAUGAGCAGCCUGCCAGAGGAGGAAGAAAACGGACUUCAAGAACAUCUCUAAACAAUUCCAAAAAGAAACGUAAAAAUUCAUCAUCUGAAGAAAGUGAAGGAGAGGCUGAGGAGGAUGAUGAAGGCGAAGACGAAGAAGCCGAACUAGAUGAGGAAGAAGGUUCUGACGACGAGAAAAAUGGCUCUGAUGGAAAUAAAUCUGAUUCCAGUCAGUCAAAAGAUAUACCAAAGCAUUUUCAUUCUGGAAACUUUGUUUUGCUAAAAUCUGAUGUUAAAUGGGAUGGUGAUACAGUAAUUUCAAAGUUGGAUGAAUUGAACCUGUGGAAAAUAGAUGGAAAAGCUUUAUUACAGAAGUUCAUUCCUAUGGAAUCUAAUGGAAAAAUUUUACACAAAUGCACAUGUGUGUACUCUGGUUGGAAUGUUGAUAACCGGGACAAUUAUUACCCUAUUACUGAAAUAUUGGACAGAAAUCCACGUACAGAUUCUAAAGAAAUAUGUGUAGCUUUAGAUCUUAACGAUCUUAUCAAAGUAAGAGACAAG